UGACGUGUAAGAGCUUUCAACUUCCUCCACCUUCCUUUUCCUGUGAUUAUUCAACAACCUGCCCGCAGUAUUUUCGAUUUAAAAAGGUUCUACGGCCUUGUGUGAAGAAAAUACACGAUGGCAGUGAGGCUAUUAUCUAAACUAAAGCUAAUCCCAGAGUUGGGAGGUGCCGCGUAUUCGAGCUCGGCCGCAGCACCUGCUACUGUGUCUGACUUCGAUAUCCAGCAUAAAACACCAGUUAUCAGGAAACAGUCCCACAUUCCGAAGGCUCAUUAUGGAGGAAGACAUGCUGUUACCAUGCUGCCAGGCGGUGGUAUUGGUCCGGAAUGCAUGGGUUACGUCAGAGACAUAUUCAAAUACAUUGGAGCCCCUGUAGACUUCGAAGUGGUGGAUAUUGACCCUGAUGUGGACAACGAUGAGGAUGUGCAGUAUGCUAUCACCACUAUCAAGAGGAAUGGUGUUGGACUUAAGGGCAACAUCGAAACCAAGAGCGAAGCGGCCUACGUGACCUCACGUAACGUUGCCCUGCGUAACGAACUGGACAUGUACGCUUACGUGAUGCACUGCAAGUCAUACCCCGGACUCGACACGAGGCAUAAGGACAUCGAUGUCGCUAUUAUCAGACAAAACACAGAAGGAGAAUACGCCAUGUUGGAACACGAAUCAGUACAUGGUGUGAUUGAGUCCAUGAAGGUUGUGACAGCUAGCAACUCCGAGAGGGUGGCCAGGUUCGCCUUCGAGUACGCGAAGAAGAACGGACGUAAGAAGGUGACAACGGUCCACAAAGCCAACAUCAUGAAGAUCUCCGAUGGCCUGUUCUUAGAGACUUCUCGACGUCUCGCCAAGGAGUAUCCGGAGCUGGAGCACAAUGAUAUGAUCAUCGACAAUUGCUGCAUGCAGCUGGUCGCUAAGCCUCACCAGUUCGACGUGAUGCUCAUGACCAACCUCUACGGCUCCAUCGUGUCCAACGUGGUCUGCGGUCUGCUGGGCGGCGCUGGACUGUUGUCUGGAAGAAAUUACGGCGAACACUAUGCAGUGUUUGAACCUGGCACUAGGAACACAGGCACAGCGAUCGCCGGCAAGAACAUCGCGAACCCCAUCGCCAUGAUCAACGCGUCCGUGGACAUGCUGGAGCACCUCGGGCACCACUUCCACGCGGACCUGAUCCGCGGCGCCGUCACCAAGACCAUCAACGUGGACCGCAUCUUCACUCCCGACGUCGGGGGCACCGCCUCCAGCACGGACGUCGUCAAGGCGAUCAUAGGUAACAUUGGACAGGGGCUUGGACACGGACAUUAGGAAAGACCGUCCCGUUUCUCCAUACAAACGUAGGCCCCAUUUUUCUCUCCGGAUAUUGACACUAUGGAAAUUUUUACAUUACAUGUUGCCAGGCAGAGUGAUGGCAGGUGGACCAAAAUGUUGACAGAUUGGUGGCCGCUUUCGGAUGAACGAAGCGCCUGGCGUCCGUUGGCUCGUUGGGUGUUUUUUUUUUUCAAAUCUCUUUAAUAAAAGGGUUUCAUCAUAUUUAAUGAUGGCACCCCCAUUGUUACAAAUUAAAAUUACAAACUUACCGUGUCAAUAUCCCAUGUAUAACACAAUAAUGUUAAUAUCCAGAGAGGAGACUGCGGUCUACAUUUGUAUGAAAAGGCGAUUUCGAUUUUUCGUCUCGUCUUAAGCAAUCAGAAGGUAGAAGGAAUUUGAUUUCUGUUCCACUUUUUACCAACAAUAUAAAAGGCAGUACUCCGUUUUUGCUUAAUUUUUCUAACCUCAAAAGUAAUGGAAAUUAACUGUUUAUUCAGAAAUGCUAGGGUUCCUAUGAUAUCUAAUAUUGGGGUACAAUAAUAUGUGACGUUUUCAACCAAAAGGUACCACAUUGUCGCUUGUCGAUAAGGUUGAUUUCAAAUUGAAGCUAUAUGGAAAUAGCGGCUUAUUGACAACCUACAAUAAGUACCCUUUUGGAUGAGAAUGGCACAUAUGUAAACGGCACUAUAAUUCAGUGUUACUGGGAUUUAAUUUUAGAGGAAAAAUGUUACCACACUUUUGAGGUUAUAAAAUUUCUAAUCUGAUAAAAACAGGAGGGUACUUAUAGAUGUGUUGCGGCAAAGAGGAUAUAAUAAGAUAGAGCGGUACUGUCAUAGAAAAUUUUGUAACCACUGUAAAUUCACUGCCAUCUAUCGACAUACUUUAAAACUAAAAAUUAAGAUUUAUAAAAAUACGUUAAAAUGUAUUUAAAUAUGGAUCAAUGAUUUUUUUUAUUUGCAUUAAUUAUUUUUAUAUGAUUUUGACCCAUGUCCUUUCACUGAUAUGCGUUAAAAUUAUAAAUAACAAACGAAACGGUCAACGCCCUCUAUACGAGAGUAGGCCAAAGCUAGUGGCGCCAUUUUCGAGGCACGUUUUUUCCUUAGACUGUAUCCAUCUAUUACGGAGUUAUAUCUAUCUUUGGUUGCGGUGACGAGGUACAAAGUGGCUCAGAAAUUAAAAUUACUUAACCCAUAAAUUAUUGGUUGUUGAUUAAGGCAUAACUUAUUGGCAACCGAUAAGUUACCUUAUAAAUGAUCGAUCAAGUUUUUCUUGUUAUAUUAUUUCGUAAGUAGUGUCAUAGUGUGAUAUUAAAUUGAGUUUUUUCUUAACAAAAAUGCAUUAAUAAUAAGUUUGUACAAGUUUUGAUACCCUGUGAACUAGACAUGCGCGAAACAGUGCUCCAAAAAGUAAUGCUAUAUCACAUCACUUUUUCGAAAACGUAAUAGUACACUGAGAUAUCACAUCACUCAUCACUCGAAACAUGACCCGAACGUGAAACAGCGCUCCGGCGCGCGCGUGAUGGUCAAAUUACAGCAUCUCCUACAUUACGCAGCGCAUCUACAGCACUCUAGUGACGUAGUGACUAGCGCGUCUCGUACCUAUGUGUGAACUUAUGGUUUUAAACCAGUUGAAAAAUAUUGAAUUAUAAGAAAAAGUUAAUCGAUCCAUUUAAUGAGAUUUAAAACUUAGAACUAAACUAAACUUCUUUGUAGAAAUCGCAACUGUUAUAAUAGGGUAUUUGAUUGUAUUUAAAAUAAAUUAUUUUACACCAUGCAUGAAAUAAAGGACCAGAAGAUUAAUAGAAAAACGUAGACAGCAGUUAUUUUUAGACACAAUUUCUAUUUUAAAACCCGUAUAAAACUACAAAGAGUUGGUAAUUUGAUUGUGACGUCACAUGCAAGUGUUUCAUAUAAAUUCCAUACUAGCAAAAUCGUUUUGACAGUUCGAAAAAAGAAACUGAUUUGACUAGUAGUCAAAUACCCUAUUAUAAUAAAAUGACAGUAGCGACAUCUGUUACCAAAGCGCCAAAAUCCCAAAAACGUCAUUAGAUUAAAACGUGUGAAAUUAAAUCGAUUUUGGUCAUUUUGGGACUUAGGUAAUACGGCCAAAGUGCCUCUUAGUUUGAUUUUGGAAAAGUGAUAUCUUGUAUCUUUAUAGGCAUCAUUUUUCUAUAAAUAGGUCAGCUAAAAUUAAGGAUGUUUUGUGACUUUUAGGCCAAAAUGUGGAAUAAAAAUAAAAUAAUCUUUAUUGCAACUUUAAAUUAUUACUUAACAUUGGUUCCUGGCUCUCAAAGUAGGUUUCCCUGUGUCUCAAGAGCCAGAGGAAUAAAGAAUUAUUACGAAUGAAAUAAAACUAUGAAAACGGAUUAUAUCGCGUAUAUUGAAUUUAUAAUACAUCCCGACGUUUCGAACCCUUUACAGCGUUCGUGGUGCGUGGUGGUGGUUUAUUUCAUGAGUAACUAUCGCGGUAACCUAAGACAAUAUUAAUUAUUACGAAAUUAUAGAGUAAAAUAGUAUUGCCAUACCUUUAUGUACUAAUUGAUACCUAUUUCAUUAACUAUCCUUAACUUUAGCUGAACCAUACAGUAUUCUACCACACUUAAAACAACCAAAUAUAUUCGAAAUACAGUAGUAGUACUUAAUAGAAUCAUUUUAGUUCUGUACGUUCUGUCAUAGACAAUUUUUAUUUAUUUAGACCAUAGACAAAUAAAUGGCUUGUAUUUUUUUUUGUUUCAUAUUGUAACAAAUGUGUCAAAAUUGUACCGCUAAAUAGUUUCCAUGUGUAAUAAUUUUAUAAAUCAUGUAUUUAUUAUACCAUUUUUGUAUUACAUUUUCGCUAUUUUAAUUCUGUAGAUAUUAUUUGAAUUUGUAAAAAAAUGUAAAUUAAAUAGCCUUUAUCAUUUCGUCUGCUUUGUCACUGGUCUUAAAUUAAACCUUAAGCAUUACGUUUUAAGGUCGAAUAUUGACUAGCAAGAUCUUUAAUGAGGCAUUCGAAAAUUUAAGUACAAGAUAGAAUAUAUUAUUAUUAUAAAAUAGAAUUUCAGUUACCGUUGUGUAAGUAGAUAAUAUUUAUUUAUUUCAAUUGUUUAAAUAUUGGAAAUAAAAGCCAGUAUUA
This is a messenger RNA of Cydia strobilella, 4416 nucleotides long. RefSeq names its product isocitrate dehydrogenase [NAD] subunit gamma, mitochondrial-like (gene Idh3g). Gene Ontology annotation, biological process: tricarboxylic acid cycle; isocitrate metabolic process. Gene Ontology annotation, cellular component: mitochondrion. NCBI's taxonomy places the organism in Eukaryota, Metazoa, Arthropoda, Insecta, Lepidoptera, Tortricidae. The record is from RefSeq and is a predicted model, not a curated record. The coding region runs from base 118 to 1299 and encodes 393 amino acids. The transcript has 7 exons.